UCAAAACCCUAGCUUCAAGUACUCCAAUUCUCCCUCAAAAUAUUUCUCCCAAAAUCUCUGAUCCAUUUAUCAUCAGAUUAUCCAAAACGAAAACUCAAAACACACAAAAUUUGAUCGCGAAUUUGAUGGGCACGAUCAUCAGACUUUCCAAAUCAAAAACCCCAAUUCCAAGGACAUCAUUUACUUCUACAACCAGCUCGUCCAUCUCCUCAACCAACACGGUAAAUGCGUCACAUGAAUUCAAGAUCACCGGAUAUGAGUCCUCGAAAGGGAUGGGUGUUGGAAAGUACAUAGCGUCGGAGUCUUUCACUGUCGGCGGACAUACGUGGGCGAUAUAUUUCUAUCCGGAUGGAAAGAGCCCAGAGGACAACUCAACCUACGUUUCUUUGUUUAUAGCGCUGGCGAGCGAUGCAACUGAUGUUAGAGCUUUAUUUGAGUUAUCGUUGAUGGAUCAGAGUGGGAAGGGAAGGCAUAAAGUUCAUACCCAUUUUGGGAGGGUGUUGGAUGCUGGUCCCUACACACUCAAGUACCGCGGAAGCAUGUGGGGUUACAAGCGUUUUCUAAGAAGAACUGUUUUGGAAACAUCAGAUUAUCUCAAGGAUGAUUGUCUUUUGGUUAAGUGCACCGUUGGUGUUGUUAAAUCAUGUACAGAGGGACCUCAGAUUUUCAGUAUAUGUUCACCACCAUCUGAUAUCUGUCAGCAUUUCGGACAUCUCUUGGAAAGUGGAGAGCUGACAGAUGUAAACCUCGAAGUUGAUGGGGAAGUGUUUCGGGCACACAAGUUAGUACUUGCUGCACGUUCUCCUGUGUUCAAAGCACAACUGUUUGGUCCAAUGAAGGAUAACAACACAGAGUGUAUUAAUAUACAAGAAAUAAAAGCUCCAGUUUUUAAGGCUUUACUCCAUUUUAUAUAUUGGGAUAAGCUCCCAGACAUGGAAGAAGUUGUGGGUUUGAAUCUGAAAUUGGCUUCCACACUUAUGGCCCAGCAUCUGCUUGCAGCAGCCGAUCAGUAUGGCAUUGAGAGGCUCCGGUUUCUCUGUGAAACUAGACUUUGUGAGGAUGUUGCCAUUAACACUGUAGCCACAACUUUAGCAUUGGCAGAACAGCAUCAUUGUUUCCAGCUCAAAUCUGUUUGCCUGAAAUUUGUUGCGGAGCCUGAAAACCUCAAAGCCGUGAUGCAAAGCGAUGGAUUCGAUUACUUAACACAGAGCUGCCCUUGUGUGAUUACGGAGCUGUUGGAAUAUGUGGCUAGGAUCAGAGAACACUCGGUCACAUCUUACGGACGUGGGACUGGGAACGAUGAUGGCAGUGGCGCAGAUGGGAGGCGUGUUCGACAAAGGAUCUUCUGAUGUUAAUAUGACGAUGUAUGUACCCUUCUUUGCCUUUCAAGUAAAAACCUCAGAUUGUAAUAUAACCUGAUCUGCUACCGCUAUUUCUCCAUCUGCAAUGUUUUUGUAUACCAAAUUUAUCGUAGUAUUUGCGGGUUUCUACUCAUGGGUGUAUCUGAAGAUCGGGUUGCAACCUCCCACUGCACUUUACUUUAACUGGUCUCAAUGGCCUGGAGAAGAUACCUUAACUGGUGGCUUUUGUUUU
This is a messenger RNA of Cynara cardunculus var. scolymus (artichoke), 1593 nucleotides long. RefSeq names its product BTB/POZ and MATH domain-containing protein 2-like. The coding region runs from base 126 to 1349 and encodes 407 amino acids. Gene Ontology annotation, biological process: protein ubiquitination. The record is from RefSeq and is a predicted model, not a curated record. Lineage: Eukaryota; Viridiplantae; Streptophyta; Magnoliopsida; Asterales; Asteraceae. Gene Ontology annotation, molecular function: protein binding. The transcript is spliced from 4 exons.